Phoenix dactylifera (date palm) is the source of this 1775-nucleotide messenger RNA. It is a transcript of the gene BRIZ2, whose product is annotated as zinc finger (C3HC4-type RING finger) family protein. Gene Ontology annotation, cellular component: cytoplasm. Gene Ontology annotation, molecular function: zinc ion binding; ubiquitin protein ligase activity. NCBI's taxonomy places the organism in Eukaryota, Viridiplantae, Streptophyta, Magnoliopsida, Arecales, Arecaceae. The record is from RefSeq and is a predicted model, not a curated record. Gene Ontology annotation, biological process: protein ubiquitination; Ras protein signal transduction.
AAGUGCAAGCAAGCAGCUCCGGCUCCAGAGGGCCGAAGUAUCUACGACGUCUAUCUCCCUCUCUCCUCUCCGGGCCAAUCCGCUAUGUCCGCCACCUCCACCAGCGGCAGCGCCGCCCCCGCUGCGGCGGACCAAGAAGACUUGUUUCGCCGGCCCCCUUCUACCGAUGCCAGCGACCUCAUUGAGCCUUCCGGCUCGGUUCCCACUCAGGCCGUCCCUUUCUCCUCCGGAAACCCUAGAAUCGAGGAAACUAGAGGAAUCAUGCUCCUCUAUACUGAAGACGCCUCUUCGCCCUCCAAUCUCCCGGUAGGGAGGAAGCCUCUUGUUUGCGUGCUGGCAGUUCCAAACCACAUGACGUAUGCCGAUUUCUGCCAGUUCUGUGGUUCCUUCAUUCAACACAUGCUUGAGAUGCGAAUUGUGAGGAAUGAUGGAAUGGAGGACCAGUAUAGUGUUCUUAUAAGGUUUGAUAAUCAAAGUUCCACAGAUGGGUUCUAUCAGCAUUUCAAUGGGCGCCAGUUCUCAUCUCUGGAGAUUGAUAUUUGUCGUGUCCAUUAUGCUGUAGAUGUACAAUACACAGGAUCAAUAGAACAUGCACAAAACUCACUUGCAAGUUCAGCUGAACAGCCUGCUUGUCCAGUAUGUCUCGAAAGACUAGACCAAGAUACCAGUGGAAUUCUCACCACGAUUUGCAAUCAUUCGUUCCACUCAUCAUGUAUAUCCAAAUGGACAGAUUCUUCUUGCCCAGUUUGCAGGUACUGCCAGCAGCAACCUGAAAAAUCAACUUGUUCUGUUUGUGGCACUUCUGAGAACCUAUGGAUGUGUGUUCUCUGUGGUUUUAUUGGCUGUGGAAGAUACAAGGAUGGGCAUGCUGUAAGACAUUGGAAAGAAACACAACACUGCUAUUCACUUGAACUGGAAACUCAACGAGUCUGGGAUUAUGUUGGGGACAACUAUGUUCAUCGGCUAAUACAAUCAAAAACUGAUGGAAAGUUGGUUGAGUUGAAUUUCCACUGUCCUCAUGGAGAUGAUAUGUGUGGAAGUUGUGAAUGCAGUGCAGAUUCUGGAAUCAGCGAGGUUCUCUUGAACAGUAAAGUCGAAGCUAUUGUUGUGGAAUAUAAUGACCUCCUGACAUCCCAACUGGAAAAUCAGAGAAAAUAUUUUGAAUCCCUUCUGCUAGAAGUCAAGGAGCAAAACGAGAAAGAAAUUUCUGAGGCUGUUGAAAAAGCUGCAAGUUUAAAACUGCAGAAGUUGCUGUCCAAGCUUGAUAAGUGUAUUGAAGAGAAGAAGUUUCUUGAUGAUAUUAAUGAAAAUCUUAUCAAGAAUCAAGAGAUGUGGAAAGCAAAGAUUGUGCAAAUCGAAGAAAGGGAGCAAGCAGCAGUUAGAUCGAGAGAUGAAAAAAUACAGAAUUUGGAGGAACAGUUGAGAGAUCUAAUAGUUCAUAUUGAAACUCAGAGUACAGUAGAUGAACUUCCUGGUUCAGUGUCGAGUGAUAUAAAGGGUGGCACAGCCCUGUCAGCACCAGCAGCAUCGUCUUCUAGUAGUAAUGGCGCAAGGCGUUCCACAAGAAAUCGUAGAAGAAACUGAGCUUGGAAUUAUUCUCGAGUCUUUUGGAAGGGAGGGGGCAGGGUGUGUGUUAACGAAACUGUAUGGCCUAAUAGCCUUUGAUGCGCUAUCAGGCUAUCACGCGCCAUGGACAUAAAAAAAAAAGAAAUUUCUGUAUGUUUCUAUUCAAGAGCCAUCUUAUAUUCCAAGUGCACAGCAAGUGCAGUGAGAUC